This is a messenger RNA of Ectocarpus sp. CCAP 1310/34, 1441 nucleotides long. Lineage: Eukaryota; Phaeophyceae; Ectocarpales; Ectocarpaceae. The record is from the annotation of a GenBank genome assembly.
ACUACAUGCAGUUCACGCUGCGCGCGUAUGCAAGUCAGCGAUGGUUGAACGAGCGAAGUGCUGCUCAAGGCCAACCAUGCUACGCCGAUGCAGAGUGAUAUCGUGCUUGGCCAUCCCUGCCUUUGGGGGCGCAUUGACAACGAGUCCAAAUCAAGGGCUGGAUGUCGCCAUUGUUGGAGGUGGAAUCGCUGGGUUAGCGAGCGCGGUGUCUCUUCGCGCCAUAGGAGGCGUGCGGAAAGUUCGGGUUUUCGAGAGGGGCGAGGGUUUUGGCGAGUACGGAGGUUUCGGACUGGCUCUUUGGCCCAAUGGCCUACGCGCGCUGCGACAUAUGGACACAUCGUUGCAUGACGAGGUGGUGAGAUCUGGAAGCGUGAUCGGGGAGCGGAUGUUCACAACGGCCGAGUCCACGAGCAUCGACUAUUGCAGGGAGAGGGAGGCGUUCGGGCACCCUAUGCUCUGCCUCCGUCUCCUCAGCCUUCACAACGCGCUACGCCGGACUGCCCUGCGCCUGGGCUGCGAAAUCCUGUCCGGUAUGUCCUGCAAGAAGGUCUAUCCAUCCCUGGGGGAGGAUGGGAAGAAGCGGGCGGCGUUGCUGAUGGCCGUUGGGCAGGGACUGGAGGAGGAGGAGGAGGAGGAGGAGGAGGUGGUAUUGGCCGACUUUGUCAUCGGUGCUGAUGGUUUGAACAGCGUCGUUCGAGCGCGCCUUGGGGACGACUCGAAGCCGCGCGACACGCACUGCGUAUGGUUUUUCGGGAUCGUGGGGCACGCGGCGUGCCCAAUACUGCUGCGGAGCCGAGUGCACACAUUUUUUCUCAGCGACCCGACCAAGGCGGCAAGCUUGAUGCCGUGUGGCGACCACAACACCUACUGGGCGGUGGCGCUCACGGGUGACAACAUCAAGGAGGCUAUGGCGUUGAGGGGUGAUGAUAAAGAGAUGAAACACUUCCUGAAGGCUCAAUUUGGAGAGUGCAACGCGCUGGUGAAACUCAUCGAAGCAACACCCCCACACCAGGUCCAUCGGAGACGUAUCGAGGAUCGUCCAGCGACGAAGUCGUUCGUGUCCGGCGCCGGUCCAGAUGAGUUUUAUUCCGCCCUUGUCGGCGACGCAGCACACCCGACGCGGCCGUCUCUGGGUCAGGGAGCCAACAUGGCGCUCGAGGAUGCGGUGCAGCUGGCCUUGGUGCUGCGGGAGACGUCGUCGAUAGCAGACGCUCUGAGAGAGUACGACUCCGCGCGGGUACUCCGCUGCGCCAAGCUUCAGGGAGACUCCGACUUCGUGGCCGAGCAGGCCCUGAAGCUCGGCGAAGAUGAUUGGCCCGCCCACGGGGGUGACGGGCAGGCGAGCCGGAACAGGCCCGCCAAUCAGGGCAUGGGCGAUGCCGAGUUUGUCUAUAACUGGGAACCGUUGAAAUUGCACCACUUCCCUUGGCAACCGAAGUAG